AUGUCAGCGUCGAGCCAGCAUUUAGGGUCCCGGUUCGGGACCGGCAGCAACAACAGUCGGCCAUCCAGCAAAGAUGGCACCAAGAAGAAUAUUUGGUCUUCCAUGUUAGAUAGCGUCGCGAAUGGAAAGCGACUCCCAGAAAAGAAUCUUUUGAUCUUAGGCGGCACACCUGAGAGCCAACGCGAGUUUCUAGACACUCUUUCUGCCGACGCUUCAGAUCCUAACCUGUCGACUAAUGAGAGGCGGAAAGGAAGGGCACCACCGGUGGCCAACCAGUUUGCCUUAGGAUAUACCUAUCAAGAUGUGCUGGACGCUGAUCACGAAGAUAUUCUGGCACGUGUUUCCGCAUACCUACUGUCUGAACCCUCCAUCUCCUUCGCGCCCCUCCUCAAGCCGCUCCUGACCGCACAAUCGGUGCCGGAAACCUUGGUUGUGAUACUCCUAGAUUGGUCAGAUCCUUGGACAUGGGUUCGUCGACUGCGCGAAUGGGUGCGCCUCUUGAGACAUGUGCUUAUAUCACUCGACGAUGAGACGAAGAUGGCCAUGGAGGAGAAUAUGACUGAAUGGAGGGAUCGGAAACGAGGCACGGAUCCAAGUUCGGCUGGCGCGCAGGGUCUUGCCAGUUCCGGAGGCCCCGCCACAAUACCUCUCGGUCCUGGCGAAUGGGAUGAAGGACUUGGUAUACCAAUGUGUGUUGUGUGCCAAGGGGCUGACAAGAUUGAGAAGCUGGAGAAAGACCACGGCUGGCACGAAGAAGAGUUUGAUUUCAUUCUUCAAUUUAUGAGAACAUUGCUUCUGAAACAUGGCGCGUCAUUGGUUUACACCACACCGUUCCUUGCCAACUCCCUCCAAAGCUUAAUACAUUCAUCCCUCGGAAUCCACUCAUUACUGAAGCGGCAGUCAUUCAAACACAACGUGAUCGAUCGGGAUAAAAUCCUCGUUCCGUCGAAUUGGGAUUCAUGGGGCAAAAUCAGGAUCAUCCGAGAAGGAUUUGACAUGGAAGGCAUAUCCACAGCCUGGUCAAUUGAGAUCCAGGAUCCUCCAGAGCUGAUCACGAACGACCCGGGUGACAGCGAUUUGGAUGAUGAGCCGGCCGACGACGGCACCAGCGCGGUCGCGAUCUUUGAGCAGACUAUCAAGGACCCCAAGCGGGACACGUCGAUGGCUCACCCCAGUAACCAACAAAACGGGACCAAGAUUGAAGUCGAAACGUCAGACAUGCAGACGUUCCUUACAAAACAACUCGAUGUUUUGGAGCAACUCAAAUUAGAAGACGAGAAGGACCGUACAGCGAAGCAGGUGCCGCAACUGGAGAUGUCACCGCUUGACGAUAACGGCAGGGUCAACGAACAUAUCGGACCGGUGCAAUUUAAUAUGGGUGGUAUCCAAGUCGACGCCGAUGAUAUGCUCCGCAAACUCAAGGAACGAGAAGCUAGCCGUUCCCAAAAGAAGGAAGUCCCUUCGUCCACCGGUGACGAGAAAGCACACAACCAAGCGCUGGCCAACUUCUUCGCUGGUCUAGUCAAGAAGCCCGGCACUACCGGCAGCCCCCGCGGAAGUCCUUCGUCGUGA
Aspergillus saccharolyticus JOP 1030-1 is the source of this 1572-nucleotide messenger RNA. Its product is annotated as dynein family protein. The transcript is spliced from 6 exons. The record is from RefSeq and is a predicted model, not a curated record. The coding region runs from base 1 to 1572 and encodes 523 amino acids. Lineage: Eukaryota; Fungi; Ascomycota; Eurotiomycetes; Eurotiales; Aspergillaceae. Gene Ontology annotation, cellular component: cytoplasmic dynein complex; centrosome. Gene Ontology annotation, biological process: microtubule-based movement; microtubule cytoskeleton organization. Gene Ontology annotation, molecular function: dynein heavy chain binding.